AUGGAGGCCGUGUAUUGGUUUUUUUUUCUAAAUAAACCAACGAUCUUGGCACUGCCAGUCGCGGCGCGGUCUCCGCGCCAAUCCAGCGUGGCCCAGUUGGUCCAGGAGCUGGGGCCCGCCUUCGCCCGCCGCCAGCAGCUGCCCGCCGCCAUGGCCGACACCUUCCUGGAGCACGUGAGCCUGCUGGACAUCGACUCGGAGCCCGUCCUCGCCCGCAGCACCGGGAUCGUCGCCACCAUCGGCCCGGCCUCGCGCUCCGUGGAGCGGCUGAAGGAGAUGAUCAAGGCGGGCAUGAAUAUCGCAAGGUUCAACUUUUCCCACGGGAACCACGAGUACCACGCCGAAUCCAUCGCCAACGUGCGGGCCGCGGCCGAGAGCUUCGCGGACUCCCGCCUCGGCUACCGGCCGGUGGCCAUCGCGCUGGACACCAAGGGCCCGGAGAUCCGGACCGGCCUGCUGGCUGCGGGGUCGGAGGCCGAGGUGGAGCUGGUGACGGGGUCGCGGGUGCUGGUGAGCUUGGACCCUGGCUACCGGGCGCGGGGGGACGCGGGCACCGUCUGGGUGGACUACCCCAAACUGGCCCAGGUCGUCGGCCCCGGCGGCCGCAUCUACAUCGACGACGGACUCAUCGCCCUGCGCGUCCUGGAGACAGGCCCGGCGGGGCUGCUGACCGAAGUGGAGAGCGGGGGCCUCCUGGGCAGCCGGAAGGGGGUCAACGUGCCCGGGGCCGUGGUGGACCUGCCGGCCGUGUCCGAACAGGACGCCCGGGACCUGCGCUUCGGGCUGGACCAGGACGUGGACAUCGUCUUCGCCUCCUUCGUGCGCAAGGCGGCCGACGUGGCCGCGGUGCGCGCCGUCCUGGGGCCCCGGGGGGAAGCCAUCAAGGUCAUCAGCAAGAUCGAGAACCGUGAGGGGGUGGCCAGGUUCGACGAGAUCCUGGAGGCCAGCGACGGCAUCAUGGUGGCCCGCGGCGACCUGGGCGUCGAGAUACCGCCCGAGAAGGUCUUCCUGGCACAGAAGAUGAUGAUCGGGCGCUGCAACCUGGCGGGCAAACCCGUCGUCUGUGCCACGCAGAUGCUGGAGAGCAUGAUCUCGAAGCCGCGCCCCACCCGGGCCGAGACGGGCGACGUGGCCAACGCUGUGCUGGACGGAGCCGACUGCAUCAUGCUGUCCGGGGAGACGGCCAAGGGGGCCUUCCCGGUGGAGGCCGUCCGCAUGCAGCACACGAUCGCCCGGGAGGCGGAGGCGGCCGUGUACCACCGGCAGCUGCUGGAGGAGCUCCGCCGGACGGCCCCCCUCACCCGCGACCCCGCCGAGGUCACCGCCGUCGGGGCGGUGGAGGCGGCCUUCAAGUGCUGCGCGGCCGCCAUCGUCGUCCUGACCGCUUCGGGCCGGUCGGCCCAGCUCCUGGCCCGCUACCGGCCGCGGGCGCCCAUCCUGGCGGUGACCCGCGCGGCCCGGGCGGCCCGGCAGGCCCACCUGUGCCGCGGCGUCUUCCCCCUGCUCUACCCCGACCCCCCGGAGCCCGUCUGGGCCGACGACGUCGACCGCCGCGUGCGCUUCGCCGUCGACAGCGGGAAGCUGCGAGGUUUCCUCCGCACGGGCGACCUGCUGAUCGUGGUGACGGGCUGGCGGCCGGGCUCCGGCUACACCAACAUCAUGAGGGUGGUCGGCGUGCCCUGA
Tachyglossus aculeatus (Australian echidna) is the source of this 1683-nucleotide messenger RNA. RefSeq names its product pyruvate kinase L/R (gene PKLR). Gene Ontology annotation, molecular function: potassium ion binding; magnesium ion binding; pyruvate kinase activity. Gene Ontology annotation, cellular component: cytoplasm. Gene Ontology annotation, biological process: glycolytic process; cellular response to insulin stimulus. The transcript has 10 exons. NCBI's taxonomy places the organism in Eukaryota, Metazoa, Chordata, Mammalia, Monotremata, Tachyglossidae. The record is from RefSeq and is a predicted model, not a curated record. Bases 1 to 1683 code for a protein of 560 amino acids.